Molecule: messenger RNA, 1611 nt
Organism: Diuraphis noxia (Russian wheat aphid)
Lineage: Eukaryota; Metazoa; Arthropoda; Insecta; Hemiptera; Aphididae
Molecular function (GO): protein binding
Source: RefSeq, a predicted model, not a curated record
AUGAAUAUAGAUAUUUGCAAUAUUUAUCGAACUUUAUGUUUUAAAAACAAAGUAUCUGUUGACCAAUUUAUUGUAUCAUGUUUAUGCAAUGCAAGUGUUCAUGGGGAAUUAAAUUUAAAAAGUACUACAAUUACUGAAAGUUCUUGUUCAUUGAUAGUCGAGUCUAUAAAAUGUAAACCCACUGAUAUUAAAGUAUUGAAUUUAUCUAAUUGCCUACUACCACCUGGUGGUUUGAAGAUCUUUUUAGAUUUGGCRAAUAAAUUAACAAAUUUAAAGAAAUUAUAUAUAAAAGGAAAUAAAAUCGGAAAUAAACUACAAUUGGAUUGGAAUAACAUUGGUGAUUCAGAAUACACAUUUUCCCAAUUAUGUUGUAGUUUAAUGUCAAAUACAACAUUAAAUACAUUAAAUUUGGCAAAUAAUAAUCUAUGUCAAAUAUGUGGUGGUCAUUUAGCUAAGCUGUUAAUCGUAAAUAAAUGCUUAAAGAACAUUGAUUUAAGUUGGAAUCAUAUAGGUGAAACUGGAGCAGCAUUAUUAUUGACAUCUUUAAAAAACAAUGACAUUCUUUUAGAACUAAACAUUCAAGGAAAUUCUGUGUCUUUGGAAGUGUCUACUUUGAUAGCCAAAAAAUUAAAACAAAAUGAAUUAAUCAAUUUCAUUAACAAAAAUGAAGUUCAGGUCAGGAACUUAAGGCACAUUGAACAUGUARGAUCAGUUGAUAAAAAUUAUCAAGCACAAUUGAACAUUCUUAAUAAUCAAUACCAUAACAGUGUCAAUGAAUUACAAUCAAAACUACAACUUCUUCGAUCAGAAAAUCAAGAACUAAAACAAGAACUUGUAGAACUAAAAAACAAUAGUUUAAAAGAACAAGAAAACUUUACUAUUAAAAUUUUACAUGAAAAAGAAGAACAUCAACGAUUAUUAGAAGCUUUUCCAAAGUUGACAAAUGAACUAAAUAUAUUAAGAGAAGAAUGGAAAAAUUUGAAGUCUUCAACAAAACUAAAUAUCAAAAACUCUUCUGAUGAAUUAAWAGCUAUUAAAAAGUUACUUUUUACAAAUAUGUUUCAUCUUAAAAUAUCUAAUCAAAUUAACCACAARAUAAAUAUGAACAAUUUAAUUGUACAAGAAGAAGAAAUCAAUAUUUCUGAUGAACAGACUAAGGUGUUAAUUUUGUUUAAUACAAAGAUAAAGACUUUAUAUAAAGAAAAGACAGAUUUGGAAAUUAAAUUAGCAGAAGCCGAAACACAUUCUACACAAGCUGCUCAGACAGUGAGAGUACUUCAAAAUAAUUUAAAAUUGGCUGAAAAUGAAUUGAUUAAGUUAAACGAUAUAUCAGCUCAAACGAUAAGUACACAAUUAAAUGCUGAUAAAUUAACCAAAGAAAUAUAUGCUUUAAAAAAUAAUAUUGUUGAAAAAGAUUAUGAGUUACAACUCUGUAAAAUGAAAAUAGAUGAAAUUAAUGAUAAUCAUAAAAAUGAAUUAUUAAAUCUUGAGAAAAAAUUUCAAGCAGAAUGUCAAACAUUUAAAGAAAAAAGGAAAGAAAAUCAAAAGCAAAUUGAAGAAAUGUAUUUCAUGUUUAAAAAAUAUUUUGCUAAAUUGAAAAGAGAUGACUGA